Molecule: messenger RNA, 2419 nt
Organism: Aaosphaeria arxii CBS 175.79
Lineage: Eukaryota; Fungi; Ascomycota; Dothideomycetes; Pleosporales
Exons: 4
Coding region: 237-2051 (604 amino acids)
Biological process (GO): ergosterol biosynthetic process
Cellular component (GO): endoplasmic reticulum membrane
Molecular function (GO): Delta24(24-1) sterol reductase activity
Source: RefSeq, a predicted model, not a curated record
AUUCGAUUAAUGAUUCCGUCAGUCGAAACUUGAACGACUCCCGACAGCGUACAACUCAAGCCGACGAGCACUCGCCGUCGUGGAGAUUUUGUGAUGAUCUGAUCGUCCAUAACGACUGACUUCCACUCCUUUAUCCCGCCAACUCUGCGAACUUUUCUGUGUUUCGCGCGCCAUUCUUUAUCUGCGAACCCCACCCCUGAAUUCUACACUACCGCCGUGUAGCGGAGAAGAACACGAUGUCGGAGAGAGUAACACGGUCGAAGACUGGCAAGACACCGAGCAAACCCUCCAAUCCUGGCUUCGUCGAGACGCCCGGCCGAAGGAAGUCUCAGCGCAAAUCGAUUGUCCCUGGCCGUGAGGCAUCUGCCACCCCCGAACCUCUGUCGAAACUCGACCUCCAGGCCAAUGGUGCAGAGUAUGGACAUGCGAAUGGAUUCUCCACGGGCAUUGAGAAUGAGUUUGCUAAUGGAAACGUCAACGGAUACGCCAACGGGCACGCCAACGGGCACACCAAUGGGCACGCCAAUGGACACGCCAAUGGACACGCCAAUGGACAUGCCAAUGGACAUGCCAAUGGAAAUGCCAAUGGAAAUGCCAAUGGAAAUGGUCAGAUGAAGACAGACCCAUUCCCAUUGUCCAAUGGAGUCAUCGUACCCAAUGAUGGACCAACGGCCACAAAAGACGAGAAAAAGCUCGCAAAGGAACUGGAUCGAUUCCCUAAGACGGACGUAUCCGGUGCUAGCGAGUUUGGAGGCUCUUUGGGCAUGCUCUCUAUGAUGAUAUGCUUUCCCAUUCUCAUGUACUACAUGUGGAUCGGAACGACCUUUUACGAUGGCAAGAUCCCAACCCCGGCGCCUGGCGAAAAUUAUGGCAAGUUCUUGCAACAUCUCUGGUAUCUCGUUAGGACACACGCUUAUCCCAGUCACCGCGCUUGGUCAAUUUACUGGUAUUUUGGACUUACUCAGAUGGCUUUCUACAUGCUUCUUCCUGGUGUCGUCCGUCACGGUCAAGCUUUGCCACAUCUUGGUGGUAAGCAAUUACCGUACUAUUGCUCCGCCAUCUGGUCAUUCUACACGAGCAUCGUACUUGGUUUGGUCCUACAUUUCACGGGUUAUUUCAAACUCUGGACGCUUGUAGACGAGUUUGGCUCUAUCAUGUCUGUUGCCAUAAUCUCCGGGUUCCUUUGCUCCUUCAUUGCUUAUUUCUCUGCCCUUGCCCGUGGUGCUACCAUUCGCAUGAGUGGUUAUCCUAUCGUGGACUUCUUCCUCGGAGCAGAACUUAACCCAAGACUAUUUGGUAUUCUUGAUUUUAAGAUGUUCCUGGAGGUCCGUAUUCCGUGGUUUACUCUCUUCUUUCUUUCUCUCGGCACCUGUUUGAAGCAGUACGAGGACUACGGCUACGUCUCGGCAUCGGCAGCCUUUUUGCUCUUGGCACAGUACCUGUACGCAGGUGCAUGCGCCAAAGGAGAGCACUUGAUCAUCACAACUUGGGACAUGUACUAUGAGAAGUUGGGUUUUAUGCUGAUUUUCUGGAAUAUGGCCGGUGUGCCCCUUUCCUAUUGCCACUCUAUUCUAUUUAUCGCCCAUCACCACCCGGACACUUACCAGUGGCCGACUUGGUUUGUCCUGGUUCUUGUGGUCCUCUACCUGGGAGUGUAUUACGUUUGGGACACCUGCAACAGCCAGAAGAAUCAGUUCAGACAAGAGGAGAGGGGUGCCGUGGAUGAGCGCAAGACUUUCCCUUACUUCAAGUAUGGCAAGAUCCACAAUCCUCAGGUCAUUGAGACGGCCCAAGGAAAGAAGCUCCUUUGUGACGGUUGGUACGGAAAAGCUCGCAAGGUUCAUUAUGCCUGCGACUUCUGGUUUGCUCUUAACUGGGGCCUAAUUACUGGCUUCACAUCGCCAUUCCCGUGGUUCUAUUCAUUUUUCUUCUUCUGUAUGAUUAUUCACCGGGCCCGUCGCGAUAUCGAAAAGUGCCGCCAAGCCUAUGGCGAUGCAUGGAAGGAGUAUGAGCGGAGGGUCCCAUACCUUUUCAUUCCUUAUGUUUUCUAACCCCUUCGCGAGUCUGGUCCUCUUCUCGUUCUCGUUCUUUGACUCUUUUUUGUUCUUUCGAUUGCUGUAUAAUACACUUGUACCGUAUACGCUCGUCUUUGCAUGGCUCGCUCCAUAGUAUCCAUAAUUUAUAAAGUAAUAUCCAUAGUGCGAUGGAUGCGGGUAUUGUUGUUCAAUGGUUGAGCCGGAGUUUGAUUGCAUGACUCGUAUUUCUGGUAGACCUAUAACGGAAACGAAAAUGUCUCGCAGAUUAAUAAUGCAAAAUGUACCAGCUCUCAUCGAUUGAAGCUAGGAAUGUGUGGUGUGGUAGCUCUCGGACACUCAGCAUACGUUCAAAUACUUUGGUCUAUUCACUGACGGAGGCAAAC